Molecule: messenger RNA, 5575 nt
Organism: Oncorhynchus masou masou (cherry salmon)
Lineage: Eukaryota; Metazoa; Chordata; Actinopteri; Salmoniformes; Salmonidae
Product: B-cell receptor CD22-like
Exons: 8
Coding region: 1571-2659 (362 amino acids)
Biological process (GO): cell-cell adhesion
Cellular component (GO): membrane
Source: RefSeq, a predicted model, not a curated record
UAUGGGAGAGGUUGAUCCGACUGGUGAAAAAGAUCCUCUAUUCAGUCCUUAAAGAGCAAGUACUGGAUGAUGAGGCUUUGCAGACCGCCUUGUGUGAAGUUGAGGCGAUUAUGAACGACAGACCAAUCACUACUGUAACAAAUGACCCUAAUGAUCUAGAACCCCUGACUCCGAACCAUCUGCUUCAUCUGAAAGCUAAGCCAGUCCUGCCACCAGGACUAUUCCAGAGAAGCGACCUAUACACACGAAGGAGAUGGAAGCAAGUACAAUAUAUCACUGACCUCUUCUGGAAGAGAUGGAUCAGGGAGUAUCUUCCACUUAUGCAGGAGCGGAACAAGUGGAACAAAACUAAGAGAAACUUCAGUCCUGGUGACCUCGUGGUCAUCGUCGACGACACCGCCCCAAGGAACUCCUGGCUAAUGGGGCGUGUGGUGGAGGCCUUGCCAGGGGCCAAAGGUCUUGUCCGGAACGUCAUGGUUAAGACUAAGACCAAUAUCUUACAGAGACCUAUCAAUAAACUCUGUCUGCUCCUUGAGGCGACUGAGUGAAACACACACACACACACACACACAGUGCUCCAUCUUAGAAUCACGUGCACCUCUGAUUCGUUGAUGUCGUACUCUUACAUUCUUUGAUGUCAAACAUUUUUGGACGUCAAACUCUUGACAUUUUUGGAAGUUGAACACCUUUACACUUCAACUCAGACUGAGAUCUAUGGACUAUUUUUCUAUAUGGCACCUUGUAUAUUUGUAUAUAGCUAUCAACUGUAAUCGUGCUCUGGUAUAGAAUGUUUUGUGUAUUGGCUCUAUGUCUGAAUAUUAAGUAAUUGUUGUGCAUUCAGGCAGUCAACAAUUAGGGGCCGGUAUGUUAGAGCCGAUUUGGACAUAUUUGUGUAAAAGACUGAACAUAUGGAGCUCCAUGUAUAUUUGUGUAAAUAUAUUAAAUAUUAAUGUAAAUGAUGAAAUAUUAGGUACGUACCAUUAUGAUUUAUAUUUACCUGAUUUGAGAUAUAUUCAUUUGUCGUUUGUGUAACUCAGUUUUUGUCCCCCCCUCUUGCCUAUUCAUUGUAUUGUGGUAAGUGUGUUAGGAUAAAGGCAGGAAGUUGGGCCUUCGGGAGAGGGAGUCCUUGCUAGAUGCGGGAGCGGUAUAGUUUUUUGACCAUACAUCCAUACAUACAUCCAUACAUACAUCCAUACAUACAGGUCAUAAUAUGUAUUUUCCAUAUCAAGUAUUCUCUGCUUUAAGUUGAUUGGAGAAUAACUUAUUUGUUAGAUAUAAGAAGAAUAAACAUUUUUGUUGCACCAUAUCCCUGGAUGUCAUCGAAUGUUUGGCCGUUUGGGAAACCUUGAGUGUGGACUGUAUGCGUACCAAACAACCCCGCUUCAGGCUUGGGCAGUGGCUAUGGUAAAGACGAAAGGAAGCCACUACAGGUCAGAAGUGUUGGAGUGUGACUUACACCCAUCAGAAGAUCUGUGCUUUGAAGGGGUCAACAGUGGACAUAUCCUGCUCUUACACAUAUCCCAGUUACCAUGAGAUCAAACAAACUUUCUGGUUUACUAAAUGGUCUGGUAUGGAGGCUGAAGAUCUGAGCUCAGUGCCAGGGUAUGAGGGUCAUAUAGAGUACCUUGGGGAUAAGGAGAGUGACUGUACCCUGAGAAUCACAGACCUGAGAUUGAGUGACUCUGCUGGGUUCAGGUUCAGAUUCAUAACAUCUGGAGGAAAGUUUCAUGGCUCACCUGUCUCUCUGACUGUCACAGAUGUUGUGUUGGAGAUGGAUCCUACAUCUGUGUCAGAGGGGGAGAGAGUCACACUGAGAUGUAGAACCAACUGUACACUGGACCCCAUCACAGUCUACAGUUGGUAUAAGAAUGGACAGCCUAUACCAAACAGCAACACCUCCUCUCCUGUCUAUAUCCUGUUCUCAGUCAGCAGUGAGGAUACAGGCAGAUACUCCUGUUCUGUAGAAGGACAUGAGGAUCUCCCCUCUGAUGAAGAGACUCUCACUGUCACAUAUGGACCAAGGAACACCUCAGUGUCAGUCAGUCCCUCUGGUGAAAUAGUGGAGGGCAGUUCAGUGACUCUGACCUGCAGCAGUGAUGCCAACCCACCUGUGGACAAAUACACCUGGUACAAGAAGAACGUAGCCUCACCAAAGGCAUCAGGACAGAGUUACAACAUCACUAACAUCAUCUCUGAGGACAGAGGAGAAUAUUACUGUGAGGCUGAGAAUAUAAUAGCAUCUAAUAACUCUACAGCUCUGAUGAUCAUUGUAGCAGGGAAACAGACCUCAGUUCUGAUUGCAGCUGUAGGGAUCAUAGUGGUUGUUCUGGUUCUCAUCCUCUGUCUCUCUGGACUCAUGUUGUUCAGGAAGAAGGCCUCCAAACCCACCUAUGUCACAAGAGACACAGCAGACGAUGGACAUGGAGACUCUAGUCCAGUGUAUGACAACAUCUCAAACAUGGCCAUGACCUCUACUGCAGCACAGACAGAGUCCACAUACGACCAGGAUGAUGUUCACUACGCCAGCGUCCACUUCUCUCGUCCCAAAAACCAUGAAAUGCCUCUGUACUCCACCGUCCAGCUGCUUCAACCCCAGAAAGAGGAUGAGGAUGUCCAGUACGCUGCUUUGAAAUUCAACCUCCCCAGUGCUGCCACCUGACCCGCAGCAGCACAAGCAGCUGAGGAGGACUCCUCUGUUCUCUACAGUACAGUCAACAAACCCUGAACCAAGAAGACCUGAACACAACAAACCCAGAACCAAGAAGACCUGAACACAACAAACCCAGAACCAAGAAGACCUGAACACAACAAACCCAGAACCAAGAAGACCUGAACACAACAAACCCAGAACCAAGAAGACCUGAACACAACAAACCCAGAACCAAGAAGACCUGAACACAACGAAACCAGAACCAAGAAGACCUGAAAACAACAAACCCAGAAUCAAGAAGACCUGAACACAACAAACCCAGAAAGAAGAAGACCUGAACAGAACAAGUUUGACAAAAACCUUGUAUAUCUGGACCUGUAUAUCUAAACUAAGUGAUAUAAUGCCUGUGGAGGUGUGGAAUAUUGACCAUUAUAAACUGGGUGGUUUGAGCCCUGAAUGCUGAUUGGCUGACAGGUGUGGUAUACCAGACCGUAUACCAUGGGUAUUAACAUUUGUAUUUACUGGUCUAAGUACAUUGGUAACCAGUUUAAAACAAGGCACCUCAGGGUUUGUGGUGCAUCCAAGCACUCCGCGUUGCAUUGUGCAUAAGAACAGCCCUUAGCGGUAGUAUAUUGGCCAUAUACCACACCUCCUCAGGCCUUAUUGCUUCAGUUUAUAAUGGCAACAAGGUACUUCAGGGGUUUGUGUUAUAUGACCAACAUACUGUUCCACGGCUUAUUUUAAACUGGUUGACAACAUAAAUAGAACAGUAAACAAGUCUUUUUACGUCAUACCCGUGGUAUAUUGUCUGAUAUACAGUAUAGACUUCUGAAAUGCUGUUUCAGCCAAUCAGCAUCCAGGGCCAAAACUACCCAGUUUAUAAUAGUAUUUAAUAAUAUAUGCCAUCGAGUAGACACUUUUAUCCAAGUCAUUAGUCAUGUUUGAAAACACUUUUCGUAUGGGAAGUCCCAGCAGGAAUUGAACCCAUGCACCAUGCUGUACCAACUGAGCCACAGGACGACUCUAUUCAAAUGUAGAGUAGGAGUUCUGAUCUAGGGUCAGUUAUGACUCUGAAACAAUGAUGAAUAUGGACCUUAAGGGACCUUAACAUUUUUUAUAUAUAUUUUACGUUGAAAAAUAUUGUAUUUCUGACGUAGGUAACCUUGAGUUCCAUUUAUAUCUUACAGUGCAUUCGGAAAGUAUUCAGACCCCUUGACUUUUUCCACAUGUUGUGAUGUUUCUAACUUUUGCUCAAAUUGAUGAAAUAGUUCUCUCCUCAUCAAUCAACACACUAAACUCAUAAUGCUAAAGCAAAAAAUAUUUUUAGACAAUUUUGCAAAUGUAUAAAUACAAAAAAACUGCAAUAUCACAUUUACAUAAGUUUUCAGACCCUUUAAUCAUUCCUUUUCAAAGCACCUUUGGCAGCGAUUACAGCCUCGAGUCUUCUUGGGUAUGACGCUACAAGCGUGGCACACCUGUAUUUGGGGAAUUUCUCCCAUUCUUAUCGCCAGAUCCUCUCAAGCUUGGUCGUGUUGGAUGGGGAGCGUCGCUGAACAGAUAUUUCCAGGUCUCUCCAGGGAUGUUCAAUCAGGUUCAAGUCCGGGCUCUGGCUGGGCCACUCAAGGACAUUGAGAUUUCUCCCGAAGCAACUCCUGCUUUGUCUUGGCUGUAUGCUUAGGGUCCUUGUCCUAUUGGAAGGUUGAACCUUCACCCCAGUCUGAGGCCCUGAGCCCUCUGGAGCUAGUUUUUGUCAAGGAUCUCUCUGUACAUUUCUCCAUUCAUCUUUCCCUCGAUCCUGACUAGUCUCCCAGUCCCUGCCGCUGAGAAAUAUCCCUACAGCAUGAUGCUGCCACCACCAUGCUUUAACGUAGGGAUGGUGCCAGGUUUCCUCCAGUGGCGAUGCUUUGCAUUCAGGUUUCAUCAGACCAGAUAAUCUUGUUUCUCAUGUUCUGAGAGUCUUUAGUUGCCUUUAGGCAACCUCCAAGCAGGUUUUCAUGUGCCAUUGGCUUCUGCUUCUGUCUGGCCACUCUACCAUAAAGGCCUGAUUGGUGGAGUGCUGCAGAUAUGGCUGUCCUUCUUGAAGGCUCUCUCAUCUCCACAGAGGAACUCUGGAGCUCUGUCAGAGUGAACAUUGGGUUCUAGGUCACCUCGCUGACCAAGGCCCUUCUCCCCCGAUUGAUCAGUUUGGCCAGGCGGCCAGCUCUAGGAAGAGUCUUGGUGGUUCCAAACGUCUUCUAUUUAAGAAUGAUGGAGGCCACUGUUUUCUUGGACAUUAAAAAAUACAGAAAUGUUUUGGUACCCUUCCCCAGAUCUGUGCCUCAGCACAAUCCUGUCUCGGAGUUCUAGAGACAAAUCCUUCGACCUCAUUAUUUUUGCUCUGACAUGCACUGCAAACUGUGGGACCUUGUAGACAGGUGUGUGCCUUUCCAAAUCAUGUCCAGUUAAUUUAAUGUAUUACAGAUGGACUCCAAUCAAGUUGUAGAAACAUCUCAAGGAUGAUUAAUAGAAACAGGAUGCAGCUGAGUUCAAUUUCGAGUCUCAAAUCAAAAGGUCUGAACACUUAUCUAAAUAAUGUAUUUCUGUUUUUUAGUUUUAAUACAUUUGCAAACCUUUCUAAAAACCUGUUUUUGUUUUGCCAUUAUGGGGAUAGUGUGGUAUAUUUUUUAUUUAAUCUAUUUUAGAAUAAGGCUGUAACAUAUCAAAAUUUGAAAAAAGUCAAGGGGUCUGAAUACUUUCCCAAUGCAUUGUAUAUAAUUCUAUCUUUUUUAUGUUAUGUUUCUGAAACAAUCAUCAAACUUGUGAGACUUUUGCCUCAACGUCCAGGAAAGAGUUCUGCUUGAUGCAAUGUUUCUUAUUGCUUUUAUCAAAUUUUAUUUUUUGUAAACUGUGUUGUUACAUUUUUUUAAAUAGACUUUUAAGAAUGAA